CUGACAGUGAUCACACACACCAGAGAACCAAAACAAACCAGUGGAGUGUGCACUUCUGCAGGGAACUCUUGGAGGAAAUGGCUGGAACAGUAUUCACCAGAUCAUGCAUCGUUCUCUGCUUGCUUAUACAUACGGCGCUGUGUCAGGACUGCUUUCAGCCCUGUGACUGCCCGGCUGAGAGCCCUUUGUGUCCUGUCGGCACCAGUCUAGUGCUGGAUGGCUGUAGCUGCUGUAAAGUAUGUGCCCGACAGGCAGGAGAGCCCUGCUCUUUCCUCGAACCAUGUGACCAUCAUAAGGACCUGUAUUGUGACUAUGGUGUGCUGAGUGACACUGAGACAGGCAUCUGCAUGGCUCAAGAGGGUCAGACGUGUGACCUGGGCGGUGUGAUUUACCGCAGUGGUGAGACGUUUCAGCCCAGCUGCAAACAUCACUGUGUCUGCAUGAAUGGGGAGAUUGGCUGCGUGCCGACCUGUGCCAGCAACAUACGGCUGCCCUCUCCUGACUGUCCCUACCCAAGACGCGUCCAGAUCCCUGGAAAAUGCUGCGAGGAGUGGGUGUGCGACCAGAUCCCACAGGAAGACACCUUCCAGUCAGCAAUGGCUGGUAGGUCAAUCGCAUAUAGAGAACUAUCCGGUCAGGAUGUCCAGCCUGAGAGCGCAAGGGACAACUGCAUCGUUCAGACCACUGACUGGAGCGAAUGCUCUGCAACCUGUGGCAUGGGGGUGUCCUCUCGUGUAACCAACGACAAUGAGCAAUGCCAGCUGGAGCGGCAGACUCGCAUUUGCAUGAUCCGCCCCUGCAAUGCAGAGCUGGAAAAGGACAUCAAGAGAGGGAAGAAGUGUGUGCGGACCCCAAAGAGCCAGCGUGGGAUGCGUUUCGAACUGUCCGGAUGCCAGAGCGCCAGGCUGUAUAAGCCGAAGUUCUGCGGGGUGUGUACAGACGGCCGCUGCUGCACACCUCACGCCACCAUCACGGCCGAGGUGGAGUUCCGCUGUCCCGAGGGAGACUCCUUCAGGAAGAAGAUGAUGUUCAUUAAGACCUGCUCCUGUCACCACGAUUGCCCCCGUGAGAACGAUAUCUUCCUCGCCUCAAACUCACGGAGAAUGAUCGGGGACUAUGAUAAUGACAUGUGAGGAGCUGGCCGGUGUAACACACACACACUGACGAUCACGCAAAUGUGCAUAUGAGGCAGCUCCGUGUUUUACUGAACCCUGAAAUUCUCACGACUCGUAAGCAGACAAAAACGAGAAUGUUUGACAUGAAGUGGGCAUCGAUAAUGGCCCCGCAAACUUUUCUUCUCUUGUUUUGUAUUUUGUGAAGCUCUGAAGUCAUCUGGCUGUUUGACUGGUCCUGCUACAGCAGACCUAAAGCACUGAGAACUUUGUGUUAGAAAGAUAGUUCACUCAAAAAUGACAUUUCUGUCAUCAUUUACUCAACCUCAUGUUGUUUCAAACCUAUAAA
Molecule: messenger RNA, 1461 nt
Organism: Sinocyclocheilus anshuiensis
Lineage: Eukaryota; Metazoa; Chordata; Actinopteri; Cypriniformes; Cyprinidae
Product: connective tissue growth factor-like
Exons: 5
Coding region: 78-1133 (351 amino acids)
Biological process (GO): cell adhesion; positive regulation of cell differentiation; signal transduction
Cellular component (GO): extracellular region; extracellular matrix
Molecular function (GO): heparin binding; integrin binding
Source: RefSeq, a predicted model, not a curated record